CCAAAGCCCAAAAACCCUAUCGGAUGUCUUUCUUGUAUCUUUCCUCUGAAGUGUAUAGACCCAUAAUUGAAAAUUUUGAAGCAGCUUUAUUAUUUUAUUAAUACAAAGAGAAAAACAUGGCAGAGACAGAAAUGCAAAGGCAGCAGCAGCAACAGAAGAAGCAAGUUCAUCUCUUUUACUGUGAUGAAACUGAGGAACUUGCUAUUAAAGUUGCUGCUCACUCUGACCUCAUCACCCUUCAAUCCAUCAACUGGAGGAAUUUUGAUGACGGGUUCCCAAACCUUUUUAUAAACAAUGCACAAGAAAUGCGAGGUCAACAUGUUGCCUUUCUUGCAGCCUUCAGUUCUCCAGCAGUUAUCUUUGAACAGCUUUCUGUCAUUUAUGCUCUCCCACGACUGUUUGUCGCUUCCUUCACAUUAGUGUUGCCAUUCUUUCCAACUGGCUCCUUCGAGCGAAUGGAAGAAGAAGGGGAUGUUGCAACUGCAUUUACCAUGGCAAGAAUAUUAUCAAAUAUACCGAUAUCAAGAGGUGGCCCCACUAGUCUAGUUAUCUAUGACAUACAUGCUCUACAGGAAAGAUUUUAUUUUGGGGAUAAUGUUUUGCCUUUGUUUGAGACUGGGAUUCCUCUGCUAAAGCAACGUCUUCACCAGCUUUCCGACUCUGAUAAGAUUGUUGUAGCAUUUCCUGAUGAUGGAGCUUGGAAACGAUUCCACAAGCUGUUGGAUCAUUUUCCCAUGGUAGUAUGCAAUAAGGUCCGCGAAGGUGAUAAAAGGAUAGUUCGAAUAAAGGAGGGAAAUCCUGCUGGUUGUCAUGUGGUCAUAGUUGAUGAUUUGGUCCAAUCUGGAGGCACCCUUAUCGAGUGUCAGAAAGUAUUGGCAGCUCAUGGUGCUGCGAAAGUGAGUGCAUAUGUCACCCAUGGUGUCUUUCCUAAGCGCUCUUGGGAGCGAUUUACUCACAAAAGUAAUGGCUCAGAGAGUGCUUUUGCCUAUUUUUGGAUCACUGAUUCAUGCCCUCUUACUGUCAAAGCCAUAGCCAACAAAGCUCCAUUUGAAGUUUUGAGUCUUGCCGGGUCCAUUGCUGAUGCUCUGCAAACAUGAGCAAAAUAUGUAAGACCAUAAGGUGAGAUGUUGAUGCACUCUUGAAAUAACUUAUUCAGCCAGAAGAUGAGUUGUAUUCCUUCAUCACUUUGGGAGCAUAAUUUCCAGUUUAUGAUUGAGAUCAAUCAGUAUCGAUCAUAUUUUGAGCUUC
This is a messenger RNA of Ricinus communis (castor bean), 1248 nucleotides long. RefSeq names its product ribose-phosphate pyrophosphokinase 4. Gene Ontology annotation, biological process: 5-phosphoribose 1-diphosphate biosynthetic process; purine nucleotide biosynthetic process. Lineage: Eukaryota; Viridiplantae; Streptophyta; Magnoliopsida; Malpighiales; Euphorbiaceae. The coding region runs from base 117 to 1097 and encodes 326 amino acids. Gene Ontology annotation, cellular component: ribose phosphate diphosphokinase complex; cytoplasm. The record is from RefSeq and is a predicted model, not a curated record. Gene Ontology annotation, molecular function: ribose phosphate diphosphokinase activity; magnesium ion binding. The transcript is spliced from 7 exons.